This is a messenger RNA of Closterium sp. NIES-65, 1368 nucleotides long. Lineage: Eukaryota; Viridiplantae; Streptophyta; Zygnematophyceae; Desmidiales; Closteriaceae. The record is from the annotation of a GenBank genome assembly.
AUGGAUCCAGUGGCAAAGCCACAUUGGAAGGAAAAUAUGCUGCUGGGGCGUGGGGCGGGCAGGGGGGAUGCAGCAGGGGGAGGAGGAGGAGCAGGAGGAGGCUGGGGAGGAGGAGGAGGAGGAGGAGCAGGAGGGGGCAGAGGCGGAAGCAGCAGCAUUUUCGCUGUUAAGGGGGGAUAUGCUGGCUCUGGAACAGCAGGAGCAGGAGCAGGGGCAGCGGCAGGGGCAGGGGCAGGAGGAGUGGAUAUCAACAAUCGCCCUCUUAGUGGUGGCAGCUUCUUUGCCAAAUUCGCAGGGGCAGGAGGAGGAGGAGCAGGAGCAGGAGGGGGAGGAGGAGGAGGUGGAGCAGGGGUGGGAGGAGCGAGGAUGGGCAUGGGAGCAGCAGGAGGAGCGGGAGGAGCAGGAGGGAUGGACAGUAGCAGCUUGUUACGUGCUCAGAGCUGUAGCGUGGCAGAGUUAGAGCUAGCGCUGCCAUUCUUGGUGAAAACCACGUCGUUCCACCUAGCAGGAGGCAUGCUGCAGGAACAGUUUCUUAAGCAGAGCACUCUUCCUACGGGCACGCACGCACCUGGGUCUGCUGUUGGGUCUACUGCUACGUCUGGUUCUGCCCCUGGGUUUGCCGCUGCAUCUAGUGGUGCUGCUGCUGCCGGUGGUGGUGGGUCUCGAGUGUUAGGUGCUGCUGGUGGUGCUGGUGGUGCUGGUGGCAGUGGUGGUGGUGGUGAUGGUGAUGUUUCAGAUGCUACGAGCGAGGAUGGGAGCAUGGGAGGGGGAGAUGAUGAUGAUGAUGAUGAUGAUGAUGAUGAUGAUGAUGAUGAUGAUGAUGAUGAUGAUGAUGAUGAUGAUGAUGAUGAUGAUGAUGAUGAUGAUGAUGAUGAUGAUGAUGAUGAUGAUGAUGAUGAUGAUGAUGAUGAUGAUGGUGCGGAUGACAGUGCGAGUGUGAGCACGCAGCUAUCAGAAGAUGCACCACACCAUUCCAGCUUGGAUUUAUCGGUCUAUAGCCAGCCUUCGAACACUCGUGCCGCUGCUGGUACCGCUGCUGGUUCUGGUGCUGCUGGUGCUGGUAGUGGCGGUGGUGGUGGUGGUGGUGGCCGUGGUGGUGGUGCUGCUGGCGGUGAUGGUGCUUCUGCUGCUGCUCGUGGCUCGUAUCAAAGAGGAGAUGAGGAGGAUGGCUCAGAUGAUGACGAGAGUGAGGAAGAGGAGGAUGAUGAGGAGAGGAGGAGGAGGCUGAGCGGCGGUAGGGGACACCGGAGGGAGAGACCAUCGCACACCAUCACUCGCAUCAUCCCCUUCACUAUCAUCACCACUAACAUCGGCGCUGCUCACCCCGCCGCCACCACACACCGGCACUGGUGCAACUGCCACCACUGA